Fonsecaea erecta is the source of this 1827-nucleotide messenger RNA. RefSeq lists its product as hypothetical. The record is from RefSeq and is a predicted model, not a curated record. Gene Ontology annotation, biological process: amino acid transmembrane transport. Gene Ontology annotation, cellular component: membrane. Gene Ontology annotation, molecular function: amino acid transmembrane transporter activity. The transcript is spliced from 6 exons. The coding region runs from base 1 to 1827 and encodes 608 amino acids. Lineage: Eukaryota; Fungi; Ascomycota; Eurotiomycetes; Chaetothyriales; Herpotrichiellaceae.
AUGGAGGACAAAAAAACAUGGAGUCCUGAAUCGUCAUCCAACCCGUCCGCCUACGAGGGCGACAUGGGGAGUGUGCGACGUCCAUUCACCCGCCGGCUCACCGAGUCCUUCAGGCGAGAUCCCCACGCCAGCGUCACCCGGUCGGCCUCGUUCAGCGCUGCCGAUAGGAAGGGCUAUGACGCUGAAGCGGCGGCCCAGGCGACGGCCAUGUCGCCGUUGCUGAGGCGGCUGAAGGGGCGCCAUCUGCAAAUGAUUGCCAUCGGUGGGAGUAUCGGCACGGGUCUAUUCGUGGGCAGUGGGAAGGCACUGGCUUAUGGCGGGCCUGCUUCAUUGUUGUUAUCGUUUGCUUUGACGGGCUGCAUGCUGUAUUGCACGGUACAGGCGCUGGGAGAACUUGCGGUGCUCUUCCCAGUCGCUGGUUCGUUCGCUUCAUACUCGACGAGAUUUCUGGACCCGGCCUGGGGUUUCGCCAUGGGCUGGAAUUACGCCCUGAACUGGCUGACGGUGUUACCCCUGGAGAUCGUGAGCGCGUCCAUCACGGUGGACUACUGGGUAUGGGUCAUGCCGGGCGGCGAUCGAUAUUUGGUUGACGGAGACGAGCAGGUUCAAAAUAUUUCUCUUAACGCCGCCUGGGUCUCAAUGUUUCUGGUGCUGAUUGUUCUGAUUAACUUCUUUGGAGUGAAAGGGUACGGGGAGGCCGAGUUCGUCUUCGCCAUCGUCAAAGUCACGGCUGUGAUUGGAUACAUUAUUCUCGGAGUUCUCAUCAAUGUCAUGGGCGGCGUCGACAGCCAUGGAAACCCGGACGCGAGUUACAUGGGUUUCCGCCUCUGGCACCAUCCAGGAGCAUUCCACAAUGGCUUCAAGGGCCUGUGCAGCACCUUUGUAACAGCAGCGUUUGCGUUCGCGGGAACCGAACUGGUCGGGUUGGCGGCAGCAGAGACCGAAAACCCCAGGAAAGCAUUGCCGACUGCGAUCAAACAGGUAUUCUGGCGCAUCACGCUCUUCUAUGUUGUCAGCUUGCUUCUCGUAGGCACGCUCGUCCCAUACACCGAUCCUCGCCUGCUCAAUGGCAGGAACAGCGCCGAUGCAAAAGCCUCACCGUUCGUCAUAUCCAUCCAAAACGCCGGCAUCGAAGUUCUCCCCUCCGUCAUGAACGUUGUCAUUAUGAUAUCCGUGCUCUCCGUCGGAAAUUCGGCCAUCUACGGCUCCUCGCGCACCCUCGCCGCGCUGGCGGAACAACGCCAGGCGCCCGCCUUCCUUGCCUACAUCGACCGCAAGGGCCGUCCCUUGUACGCGAUCAUCGUUGCCUCGGUGCUGGGCCUCCUGGCCUUCCUGGCGGCGACUCAAAAACAGCAGGACGCAUUCAACUGGAUGCUGGCGCUGUCGGGGCUCAGCUCGAUCUUCACCUGGGCCUCCAUCUGCCUGGCACACAUCCGGUUCCGCCAUGCCUGGACCCUGCAGGGCCACACGCUGGACGAACUCGCAUUCCGCUCGCCCGUGGGCGUCGUCGGGUCGUGGAUUGGCCUGAUCUUCAACCUGCUCGUGCUGAUCGCGCAGUUCUGGACCGGCUUCGCCCCCGUCGGCUGGCAGCACAUGACCGUGUCCGAACUCGUCGUCAACUUCUUCCAGGCCUAUCUGGCCGCUCCCGUCGUUGCGCUCAUGUACAUCGGCUACAAACUGUGGAUGAAGACGGAGAUCUUGCGAGCGCGGGACAUGGACCUGUUCACGGGCAAGAGGGAGUUCAACGUCCGCGUGCUCGUGCAGGAAGAGCGCGCGGACCGGAAGCGGUGGCCUCGGUGGAAGAAAGUGUACAAGUUUCUCUGCUGA